Emiliania huxleyi CCMP1516 is the source of this 734-nucleotide messenger RNA. RefSeq lists its product as hypothetical. The record is from RefSeq and is a predicted model, not a curated record. The coding region runs from base 1 to 627 and encodes 208 amino acids. Lineage: Eukaryota; Haptophyta; Isochrysidales; Noelaerhabdaceae. The transcript has a single exon.
AUGUUGGCGUUGUCGCUUCUGCUCGCGGGAGCAUUCGCCGCCGGCCUCCUGGCGACGCCCCCUGGCGCGUCGCUGCAUGCGUCGUGCGCUCCGCGCCGCGCCGCGGCCGUGGUGAUGGGCCGCAAGGGUCGGCCGCGCGCGCCCGGCGGCCCGGGCGGCGGCGCCGUGGGCGCGAUGCCUCAGCAGGAGUUCCGCGAGCCGGACGCGCCGCCGGACGGCACGCCGCUCUUCUACCUCUACGCGCGCAACCCAAAGACGCGCGUGAUGUGGUAUCCCGUCUCGGUGCUCCGCGGCGACGGCCAGUCGAAGGGCCUCGUGGGAGCUUGGCUCGGGUCGCCGCUGGCCAAAGGCGUCUUCAAGGAGCGCCUCGACGAGGGUGUGGCGCGCUCCAUCUUUGAGAGCGAGCGGCGGCUGACCGACAUGGCGCGGCAACAGUAUCCCGCAAUCAAGAAGCUGCCCAGCCUCGAGUGGGGCUACAAGAUAGUCGCGACCGGCGUGAGCACUGCGGUGGCAAAGGGCGAGCUGCCAGAGCAAAAGGUGCAGAUGGUGACCAAGGAGCUGAUGCAGCAGGAGUCGUGGGCCGACAAGGCGCAGAAGGCGGCCAAGUCCAUGCUCGGCCAGGCGUGAGGGAGUGUCGUGUUGGGAGGCGGAGGGUUGGGCUCUUAUACACGUAUAGGGAGGCGACUAGGGAGGCGAUGUGUGCGUGCCGCGUUGUAGUUCAAUACUAACAUGCC